AUGGCUACUAACGAUGUGGAAGUAGUGGAAGUGGAAAGGCCUACAAAGCAAAAACGUAGGAGUUGGAGGAAAAGGGAGGAGGAUGCACUAAUGAAGUGCAUGCUCACUAAAGCGGCAGAGAGGUGGAAGGCCGAUAAUGGCUUCAAAACGGGUUACUUCACCCAUUUGGAGAAGGAGUUAGAGAAAGUGCUCUCGGGUUGCAACCUUAAGGCAAACCCCCACAUUGACUCCAAGGUGAGGUAUUGGAAAUGCGUAUGGGCUAGAAUUGUAGACAUUACAAACCUAAGUGGAUACGGGUGGGAUGCGGUCAACAAACGCAUCAACGUGGACCAAGUCGUAUGGGAUGCGUAUGAAAAGGCCAAUCCUAAAAAGGCCCAAGGCUUGUAUGGGAAGUCUUUCCCGUACUUUGAAGAUUGGCAAACCAUAUUUGGCAAGGAUAGGGCUACGGGGGCAGCCGCCAAAGAUUAUGACGAAAUGGCGCGGUCGGAUAUUCCCAAUGAAAGUGUGGAGCCACACAACUCCAAUGACUUUUAUGAUGCCCUAUUCGAUAACUACGAUCAACAUCUCCCCAAUAGUCCUACAACUCCCGUAACUCCUACAACUCCGGUAACUCCCACACCUCAUUCGUCACUCCCCACGUCCACUCCCCAUGGGUCAAUGCCGGAGUCCCAAACAAGAGAAAAAGGACAAGAAUGGGUGAUGCAGAGUUGUCCAUUCAUGCAAGCAUGGACAAUUUCUUCAAAUUAA
Messenger RNA from Rhododendron vialii, 747 nucleotides. RefSeq lists its product as uncharacterized. The record is from RefSeq and is a predicted model, not a curated record. The coding region runs from base 1 to 747 and encodes 248 amino acids. Lineage: Eukaryota; Viridiplantae; Streptophyta; Magnoliopsida; Ericales; Ericaceae. The transcript has 2 exons.